AUGGCGAUCUGUACUUAUAACGCACGUACGCUUGCAUCGGAAGCGGCCAUCGAAGAUCUGAUGAUGCAAGCCAAGAAGAUCAAGUACGACGUCAUCGGACUGACCGAGACGAGACGACGUCACCCUCUCAACGCCGUAUAUGAAACUGGAGAAGAACUGUUCUUAGGAACAUGCGACAGUAGAGCUGUUGGUGGAGUUGGCGUCCUCGUCAACACGAGUAUGGCAAAGAACAUCGACUCUUUUGAACAACUUACGACCCGAAUCGGACGUCUGCGGAUGAGAAGAUGUGGCCCAAUACCAGCUUUGACUAUCUUCGUCGUUUACGCUCCAACAUCAAGCUACGAAGAAGAAGAAGUCGAAGCUUUCUGUAUGGACCUGGAGAAGUUCUACCAAGAAGAUCAUGCCUUCUACAAGGUCAUAGUUGGCGAUUUCAACGCUAAGGUUGGCCCAAGAAGAACGCCGGAGGAACUUCACAUCGGGACCCACGGCCUACAAUGGAAUGACCAGGGAGAGAGGCUCUCCGAGUUCAUCAUGACGACUAAGACCAUCCAUGGGAACUCGCAAUUCCAGAAGCCCUCUUCUUUACGCUGGACGUGGGAGUCACCCGGUGGAGGGUACCGUAAUGAAAUAGACCACAUCAUCGUCAAUAAAAGGUUCUGCCUGACGGACGUCGGUGUUGUACCAAAGUUCUAUACGGGAUCGGACCAUCGCCUCCUCCGAGGAAGAUUUUCCUUCACAAGGAGAGCAGAGAAAGCCGCCAAGUUCAGAGAGAGAAAUCCCAGGACUACCAUCAACUGGGAUCUCUUCGCUACGCUGGCCGGCUUUUGGGAAGAUUCUGCAAUGGACAACAUCGACGAGGAAUAUGACCGGCUUGUCGAACACCUUCACGACUGCGCGAAGAAGGCUGAGAGUUUUAAAUCCACCAAGAGGCGUCUGUCUCUUGAAACUCUUGAGCUGAUACGCCAGCGUGGAGCAGCACGAGCCGCAGGGAACCAAGAACUCACGUCCGAGCUCGCAAGGCUUUGCCGAGAGGCGAUAAAGGAAGACCUUAAAGAGAGAAGAGCAGAAGUGCUGGCUGAAGCUGCAGAGGCGGGGAAAAGCAUCCGCUAUGCCCGUCGAGACUUCGCCAGUCGCAAGACGAGGAUGACUGCUCUCCGGAACCCAAAGGGAACAGCCAUUGCAUCGAGAAGGGGGAUGGAGAAAAUCAUCUACGACUUCUACUCUGAUCUCUUCGACAGCCAUGUCCACUUGCCUCCUCACCAUCUGAGGGAAGAUGGACAAGUCAUUCCAGAGGUUCUCCCGUCCGAAAUACGACAUGCUAUCAUGUCGGUAAGAAAUCGUACGGCACCCGGUCCCGACAGAAUAAGACCAGAACACCUGAAGAGCCUUCCGCCAGUACUCAUCAACACCCUGGCGAGGCUCUUUACACGUUAUCUGUCGGAAUGCAAGGUUCCUAAACAGUGGAAGACCAGCAAGACCGUGUUGUUGUAUAAAAAGGGAGAUCCACAUGACAUCGGCAACUGUCGCUCAAUCUGCUUACUGUCCGUCAUCUACAAGUUCUUUACAAAAGUGAUCCUUAAUAGGAUUGAAAAAUUCUUGGAUGAAGGACAGCCAUGCGAGCAAGCAGGGUUUCGAAAAGGAUUCAGCACGAUUGACCACAUUCACACUGUUUCGAAACUCAUCGAGGUAUCACGAGAGUACAAGAUGCCGCUUUGUCUCACCUUCAUCGACUUAAAGAAGGCCUUCGACUCGGUUGAGACGGAAGCGGUCGUGGAAGCCUUGGACAACCAAGGCGUCCCUACUCAGUAUAUAAAGGUAUUUCGAGAGUUGUACAGUAUCUUCACGACUGGAAUUUCGCCAUCCUACAAGAACAUCAUCAUUGACGUGAAGAGGGGGGUCCGACAGGGUGAUACAAUUUCACCCAAAAUAUUCACAGCCACCCUCGAGAACGCAAUGCGAAAGUUGGAAUGGGACGACAUGGGAGUGAAGGUUGAUGGUCGGCAGCUACACCAUUUGCGCUUUGCUGAUGACAUCGUACUGGUAACACCUAGCAUCAGCCAAGCGGAACGAAUGCUGACCGAAUUCGACGAAACAUGUGGAUGCAUCGGUCUUCAGCUGAAUCUACGAAAGACGAUGUUCAUGCGGAACGGAUGGGUCUCGGAUGCCCCAUUCACGCUCAACGGAACGAACAUAUCCGAAUGCACCAGCUACGUUUAUCUGGGUCGGGAACUGAACAUGAUGAACGACCUGACCCCCGAGCUGGGCAGGAGGAGACGAGCGGCUUGGGGAGCGUACAAGAGCAUCGAGGAUGUAGUGAAGAAGACCAGGAACACCCGGCUCCGUGCUCACCUCUUCAACACCACCGUACUUCCUGCUUUGACCUAUGCUUCGGAAACCUGGGCAUUUCGCAAGCAGGAGGGAAAUGCGAUCAGCAUCACAGAACGUGAAAUUGAAAGGGUGAUGCUAGGAGCAACCCGCUUUAUGCAGGUGAGGGACGGGAUUCGAAGUUCUCUCCUACGUCAGCGAUCGAAGAUUAGAGACGCCGCGUUUGCCAAGGAAAGUAAAAUAAGGUGGGCCGGACACGUGAUGCGCUUUAAUGACAACCGUUGGACCAGAGCCGUGAGCGACUGGGUUCCCCGCGAUAUUAAGCGCACUACAGGAAGACCGCCGACCCGAUGGUCAGAUUUCUUCACGAAGUCCUUGAAAGAAAAAUAUGAUGCUCUUCGUGUCGCACGCGAAAGGAGGAACCACUGGACUACUCUGGCACGCGAUCGGGACAAAUGGAAGAAUUACUGGCGCCCGCUCGACCAGUUCGAAGAUCAACGGGAGUCAAGGUGA
Necator americanus (New World hookworm) is the source of this 2838-nucleotide messenger RNA. RefSeq lists its product as uncharacterized. The transcript has a single exon. The coding region runs from base 1 to 2838 and encodes 945 amino acids. The record is from RefSeq and is a predicted model, not a curated record. Gene Ontology annotation, molecular function: catalytic activity. Lineage: Eukaryota; Metazoa; Nematoda; Chromadorea; Rhabditida; Ancylostomatidae.